Molecule: messenger RNA, 2141 nt
Organism: Sitodiplosis mosellana (orange wheat blossom midge)
Lineage: Eukaryota; Metazoa; Arthropoda; Insecta; Diptera; Cecidomyiidae
Exons: 2
Coding region: 56-1663 (535 amino acids)
Source: RefSeq, a predicted model, not a curated record
AGCCUAUCGUUUGCCGUGUUCAGUCGAUUUGUUAGUCAUUCAAAACGAAAGAAAAAUGCAGCCAUUUAUUUGGGACGAUCGCAAUUAUCGAUUGAUCGAAGAAGGUGAAAAAUACGACGAGAAAAUUUUCACCGUUGUCCGAAAACUGUUUGUGCGAUACAAUGUGUACACAGCGGAUGCAACAGAGGAAAUUCGCGAUGCGUUCGGAGAUUAUGGUGAUGUGGAAAGUUUUGAAAUACUGAAGCAAAAGGCAUCGCCGCAAAUCGGAAUGAACGUGAAUGAGGAGGGAGUAGCACAUGAGGCGUAUGUGACAUUCAAACAAAGUUUAGACGCUUACAAGACGGUAAUGAGUCGCUUUGUUCGGGGAAAUCUCAUAUAUUUGGUACCUGCUGACACAUGGCAUCAACCAGACUACAAAGACAGUGUACAGUUAAUGGGCUACAUCAGAAGCACUCACAAAUGCGACAAUGCGAUAGCUGACAUGGCAUGUUCUUUUGAAGAAUUGUCAUUGCGAGGCGAUGAAAUGCUGUGCGAUCAGACAGUGAUUGAGUUCGAAUUGGAAUUGAAACCAGGCGUCACAUUGGCCGAAAUGCGCCGCAAUUUACUUUGCCUUAUGCCGAAGGCUAAUCAUUUGAAACUGACACUUUGCGAUGGUUUCGGCAGUGACGCAGAUGCGGAUUGUGUUGACGAAUGCAAUUUUCAUCGUCGAGUAUUGGAAGUCAUCGGCAUGAUUGCGGCGACCGGUCCAAAACUUGAAGAGAUGACCAUCGGUGGGUUCGGGCAGAUUACUGAAAAUAUGCUCAAAUGUCUGGCACCAGCAUUACAACCACUGAACGCACUGGCUAUCUACACGGAUGGUUUCAACGUACUGUUUUUGUUGCACACAUUUUGUCCAAAUUUGGUGACAUUCGAAAUGCUUUCUGAAAUACCGCAAGAUGAUGGAGACGAUACACCAAUUCAAUCGUGGCCUACGCUAACUGAACUGGUACUGUGCAGUGAUAAAUUCAAUGCAGAAAUUGACACUCAGAAUAGCAUGCGAUUGUGUCGUUUCCUUUCGCUGAAUCCACAACUCCGUACAUUGGAUGUGAAUUUCGUAUUGGCGGUCGACAACUCAUUGCUGAAGGUGAUUGCGGACAGCAUUCGAGAGCUCAAGACUCUGGCUUUCAAUCAAGCUGCCUUCGGGGACGUUGAUGUGUACAAUCAUUUAGGUCGAUUGGAACAUUUGGAGUCAAUCAGAAUUACUACAAACAUCUUCAAAACAUGCCAUUUUGGAUCACUUUUUGCCUGCGUCGAACGCUUCAGUAAAAUGAAACGAUUGAAAAUGGCAACUUUACAGCAAAAUUUUACGCCAAACAAUACUGACCCGAUUUUCCUGGAUUAUUUUCCCAUUACUCAUCAUUACAAUUGCGUCUGCCAUGACCGAUACAGUCAAGUUUUAACUUUUGCUGAUCGAACCGAUUCCAUCAGUGUGCCGAAGGACAAACGCACAUUGGCCAUUCUCAUUGGUGUCGCACGAGAACUGAAGAUUGCUGACGAUACACUGGACGCACGCAUUUCCACCCUGUUCGCCGAAACUAAGAUGUUCUAUCCAAACGUUCACAAAACAACCAUCAUCCAAGAGGAUGAUCGAUCUGUGUUUCUUUAUGUCGCCAGUAUGCUUUGAUUCACACCAGGAUUGAGCUAAAAACCAUAAAACUAUCACUUCGAUUCCAGUUCAAUUAAAAUUAGAUUUAAGUUCAUUCAGUUACGAAUUUGAUUUCAAUUUCAUUUCAUAUUUAUUGCGACAAUUGCAUCAUCAUCAUCGUCAUUGGAUUCUCCCUUAAUUGGAUCUCCCUCCCCAUUGGAUCGACCCUUGCUCGAUGUAAACCUUUAGAUGCCUAAUUUGCUAAAUAUGCAUUGAAUUUUAUGAAGUAGGACAAUUUCACAAUUCCUCGGUUCGUUAGAUUUAUCGUUCGUGAAAUUAAGUUGAAAGAAAUGAGCAUUCCAAACAUAACUUUCGUCUGAUCAAAGAUAAAUAAAAAUUUGAUUAGAAACAGAAAGAAAACAUAUUGAAAAAGUAAGAAAACUGAAAAUAAAUCAUAAAUCAAUAAAAUCUUGAGAAAGAAUAAAAUUUUGAAUUCUGUAAAACUUUACAAAGGAAA